Molecule: messenger RNA, 2532 nt
Organism: Venturia canescens
Lineage: Eukaryota; Metazoa; Arthropoda; Insecta; Hymenoptera; Ichneumonidae
Exons: 2
Coding region: 225-2111 (628 amino acids)
Source: RefSeq, a predicted model, not a curated record
CCAAAUGUCAAGAAAACGGGAGAAUCCUGGAGCAGCCUUCGUCCUCGGAAUACACAGCGCCUAUGGAACCCGAGAACACUCCUUCCUGGCAGACACAGGAGCAGCAGUGAACGUAAUAAAAAAGGAAAGCACAUCCGGACUACCGAACCAUACUGAUUGAAAUAUUGAGGACCGAUGCCAGAAAUUAUGAGGAAACAGAAUUUUUGACGUUACCGAAUUUGCACAUGGAAUAUUUGGGAAAUACAAGAUUCUUUCAUGAGACCUACAACGUGAUUUCAUACUAUAAUUUGGACGAACUCACUUGGGAGGAGAGCGAAAUCACUAAAGGAUUGAAUUUCGUGGAAAAUCUGUGUUCUCAAAAUUGCACAGAAAAGAGAUUGAUUCAACGGCUACGUGAACAAUUAAACAUCAUCCGUAACGAUAAAUACACACUGUUUUCAACCAUCGGCGUACCAACCCUUUAUCGAAAUAAACGUGGUUUGUUUGACUUUGUGGGAAAAAUAAGCAAAAUUUUAUUCGGAACUAUGAGUGCAGAUGACGCGGAGUAUUAUAACAAAGAAAUAGAUGCAGUCCAUAAUGAUAACAAACGAAUCGGGGAAUUAUUCAGAAAUCAGACUCACAUAAUUCAACUCUUUCUUCAAAAAAGUGAAGGGCUUUUUCGUAAAUACAAUGAUACAUUCAAUAAAAUCAAUCUAAAUUUCCAGAAUCUUGGUAAUGAAUUAAAUGAAUUGAUAAAAAGAGACGAGGUAUUAGCAAAGGAUUCUUUGUUAACAGAAAUGUGUUUGGAAAUUGAAUUAGCAUUGAUAGGACUAGAUAGAAAUGUGAGGAUUUUAAUAGAAUCAAUCAUGUUUGCAAAAACUGGUCAGACAAACCCUCAACUAUUAUCGCCGGAAUUAUUAAUGAGUGCUAUUAAAUUAAUAAAAGAGGAAAAGGGAAGCGAUCAGAUGCCCAUCCCCGUUCAUGAUGGCAACUAUUUCGAAUAUUUGGAAGUCAGUGAUGUGGCUAUUAGUGUCAUAGGAUACCGUUUUGUGUAUGUUACAAAAAUACCAAUUCUUGAAGUCGAAAAUUACAAAGCAUUCAGAGUGAUUCCAGCUCCGAAAUUGAUUGGAAACAACUUAAUUGCAUACAUCUCGAAUCCACACGAUUAUAUUAUUACUAAUGAUGAAAAAUUAUUGUACACCCCGAGCGACGAACGUUUUUUAGACACCUGUAAGGUGCACCAAUUUCGAUAUUUUUGCAAAAGGAUAAACCCGAAAUAUUAUAUGAAAGCACACGACACUUGUCUGAGUAAAAUAGUAAACGAACCUCUAAAGUUGAACAAAAACGACUGUACUAUUAAAAUAGUCCACGUAACUCACACGAUGUGGGUUCAAUUUAAGAGUAAUAAUAAAUGGCUAUACACUGCACCAAAACCGGAAUCCAUUCGCAUAAUGUGUAAAGAGAACGUAGAAGAAAAAAUGAUAAACGGCACUAAAAUUCUUUGGAUAGAACAAGGAUGCAGUGCAGUAACCAAUGAUGCUAUACUAAAUUCACACAUCGAAAAGGAAUACGAGCAAAAUAAGGCAUUUACUCCCCUCAUCACUUAUAAUUUUAGCGAUCACUUCCAAGUAUUAGAGAAAUCAUUUUUUAACCUUAGUCUUGUUAGAAUUCAUACAAUUGAAACACCAGAUGUGAAAACAGGUGACCUCACCAAAUACGGAACUAAAUUGAGUGACCUUAGCAAAGAAAUAGACGAAAUUGGAAGUCAUCAAAGAACUAAAUCUUUUCAAGAAAAUUUAAUAACAUGGUUUUGGUACAUCUUAUAUGGGGUGGCUACGGUACUAAUAAUUUAUCUAACUUUUAAGUUAAGAAUCGUAAAAAUCUUGAAAUGUCUAUUAAACAAGGUAUCCAAUCUGUGUACUUCAUUGUCAAAUUACUUCUUGGAUCAACAGACUGAACGUAAUGCUUUUCGAAAUGACAUUUUUAUGGAAUCAAUACCAGAAGUCAACUCAGUAUCAAGUCUAGAAACGUUGCCAAAUAGACCUGUCAAAAUUAAACAUUCUUCUCAAACAACAAGGGGAAAUUUAAGACAUUCCAAUUUGCGCAUUUCAGAAUUUUGCGAUCAUAAUUAAGACAACUAGAAAUUAAAAGAGAAAUCCCUUAUUAUAAAAUUGUAAGUGGGAUUUCUCAUCUAUGGGUGGAGGUGUUAUGCCGGAGGUAUUUGGAUUUCACUAACAUCCGUUUUAUUUGAUAAGAAUUAGCUUAGGAAGCGUUCACACGGUUUUGUAGCUGUCUCAGCAAAAGUGACCGUGAGAGGCCGACCGUACUACGCUCGAUCAACGCACGUUACCCCCGCGCGAAGUAUACAUAAUAGCACGAAGGUAGAUUUUUUUAAGCGUGCGAAGUUCAGUUUUAAAACACUCCUUCGACUUGGUACGAUCUCGAGAGACGUAACCGACAAUAGCCGAAGUUCAGAACGAAAAACUUGUGAAUGUUUUAUGAAUCAGUGAAGAACAGUAAUAAAUUUAAGUUUUAAUAAAAAAAAAAACAAUC